AUGUUAACCCCAUUGAUGGUUGCUUCCUCGACGCUUUCGGCAAUUAGAUUUGCAACCAGCGCAACAGCUACAUCUGCUACUACUAAUACUACGACUACUACUACUACUGACCCAAACCCACACACGAUUAAACAUGCACAACAAGUCACCACCAAAAGCCAAUUGCAACCACCACAACAAAUCUCAUUUAUCUCACAUGAUGCAGAAAUUCAUCAACCCGAGGAAAAUGGAAAGAAAAAGAAAUGGUUCAAUUGGGGAACGAAAAUUUACACGAAUGAUGGUAUCACACAUAACGACGAUCCAAAAUUUCUUACACCGCAUGCCUACAAGCACGUUGGGUACUCACCUGCUGAACUCUACGGCGUUGAAGUAACACACAAAACACCAGCAAACUUUAGAGAAAAGUUUUGCUACGGCCUUAUCAAGACAUGUCGUUUCUGGUUCGACUUGGUUACUGGCUAUGCUGAACCCAAGACAGGUGACCCAAAUGAAUACAAGGGUACAAGAUGGGAAAUGACAGAAAGUAAAUGGAUGACCAGAAUCAUUUUCUUGGAGAGUAUUGCUGGUGUUCCAGGAUCAGUUGCUGCUUUUUUGAGACAAUUGCAAUCUUUAAGAUUAUUAAAGCGUGACCGCGGUUUUAUUCAAACCUACCUUGAAGAGGCUGAACAAGAAAGAAUGCACUUGCUAGUUGCUUUGAAAAUUGGCAAGCCUUCUCUAUUUACAAGAGCAAUAAUGUACGUGGGCCAAGGAGUAUUUGCCAAUGCAUUCUUCCUCACAUAUAUGGCUAAUCCCAAUGCCGCAGCAAGUAUUGUAGGAUACAUUGAAGAGGAAGCUUGCCACACAUAUACUGAGCUAUUAAAAGACUUGGACAACAAGGGAAAGUUCCCAAUAUUCGAAAAUAUGACCAUUCCAAAAAUAGCAGUAGAAUACUGGCCUGGAUUGAACCACCAGUCUACUUUCAAAGACUUGAUCUUGCAAAUCAGAGCCGACGAAGCCAAGCACCGUGAAGUGAACCAUACUUUCGCCAACUUAGAUUUGCAGCGUGACAGAAACCCAUUUGCUUUAAAGAUCAAUGAUGUGGAUCAACCACAACCAAAUAUGGGAUUGAAAGUGUCCAAGCCAACAGGCUGGGAAAGGAAAGAUUUGAUCUUGUAA
Messenger RNA from Lodderomyces elongisporus, 1155 nucleotides. It is a transcript of the gene AOX1, whose product is annotated as alternative oxidase. The record is from RefSeq and is a predicted model, not a curated record. NCBI's taxonomy places the organism in Eukaryota, Fungi, Ascomycota, Pichiomycetes, Serinales, Debaryomycetaceae. Gene Ontology annotation, molecular function: alternative oxidase activity. Bases 1 to 1155 code for a protein of 384 amino acids. Gene Ontology annotation, biological process: alternative respiration. Gene Ontology annotation, cellular component: mitochondrion. The transcript is spliced from 2 exons.